AUGAAAUCAAAAAAGAUCAAAUACACCUAUUCCAGGGUUUGGAGAGAAGCUGGAGCUUCGAGGAGAUCUUUGAGGCCUAUUUUGCUUCGAAACAAAGGUAUCUGUGGCGCAGAGUUUCCGUCAGAAGAGCCAAGUCCUUCUCAUUUUCAGCACGAGAGAACAGUAGCUGUUCAUAUGAUAGAUAUGCCUGUGACCAAAACAUCAUCUAGUCUUGAAGCUUCCCGUCAACGGACUCUCCCGGCGGUCACACCCCCGCCGUUCGAUUACACUCAACACAUGGAAAGUUCGUUUGAUGAAUAUAGCAAUGCUGGCUGUAAGCAGGAGAACAUCGAGGAUACACUUAACGCACUGUACAGUGUUGAUAAUCAGGGCAACUAUGGUACUUUGCCAACCCCAGGGGCUCAUACAGACGAAUACAUGGGCCGUGCAGAAAAUCAAUUCAAGGAAUCAAACUCUUCUGAUGACCAGCACGACGGAAACGGAGGGAAACCUUCAUCUGCUAUUCAUUCCGAUGACCUUAUUCAAUCGUACGCAUCUACUCCGGGCAAUUAUUAUAAUCAAAAGAUGGAAACCAACGAAACCCCUUUGAAUGAAUCGAAGCCUUUGGAUGCGCAAGAUGAACACAUUAUGCUCCCGCCUCCUACACCUCCGAAUAUGAGGCCUGAUUGUAGCCAAUGGGGUAGCAAGGUAGAGAAUAUUAACAUGGAACUUGAUACCACGCCGAACAUAUAUCGAUUAAGCGAGACCAAGGGCUGUGAAAAGAUUGAGAAAGAUUGUCAGGCUGGGAACCUCCCAGAAAAUGUUGCUAACAGAGCGAAAUACUUCUGGAAAAUGCUCUCUCAGGCUACUGCAGACUUCAAUGGUCUUAAUUUGAACGAAACAAUGGAUGAACUGCCAGUAGUUCUUGUUGCUUGCUGUAUCUACAUCGCCUGUCAACAGUACAAAAUUCCCCGAACCUUCAUUGCAAUUCGCGUGCUUACAGAAACGUCGUCACUGGAAUUCCGUCAGUCUGUUCGCAGAUCUUUUGAGAUUAUUCAGAAGUAUAUAUUUGAGACCAAAUGCUCUUGCUUGCGAGCAUUCAGGGCACCUUCUGAGGGAUGCUGUCAGAUAUGCCAUAGGCUGUAUAAAAUGGAUGUCGUGAGCAGAACAUCCGAGACACUAGCGUUUUGUAUAGAAUGUUCGGGUGUAUAUCACAUGAGCUGUGUAACAUCGUUUAAUGCGACGAUUGCGACACCCAACCAUAGUGGCUUUAUUUGCCGACGAUGUAUUCCAUGUAUCAUUCACUCUGACGUGGAACAAAAUCCAGGAAAACAAACAGAGAAGCCUUUGGCAGCCGCUCGCGAUAGCGUUAGUAUCAAAUCCAACGAUGUCGAAAAGAUUGGAAAAGCAUUCAAAUCGCGCGACAAUCGAUCUCAAACCCCUGAAUUGGUAAGGGAAGAACUCAAAGCCAAUUCAAUAGACAGUAAGAUGAUAAAUUGGCUUGUGAAACGAUGCCGAAAUCUCCAAAGAAGACAAGAUGAGGAUAUUGCAAAAGUUCUUGCCCCUGUCCCGCACGAAUUUCUGGCACAAAUUGGAGAUGCAGAAAGUGCGACAAUAAAAAUACUCAAGAUAAAUAAUCAAGCGUCCCGGAAACCAUUGAGCAAGGCUCAGGAAGUCUACUUGGGUGCUCUUCAAACCGACUUCUUGCAAUUUAAUUUGCAGUCUAAUUUACAGAGCUUCCUUACGAAAUUACAGCAAACGAACAGUAAGACAAGUGGAUUCAAGAGAAACCGCAGUAUUCUUGAGCCAUCGGAUGAAGCUUGCGAAGAAUUUAAGGCCGCUCUCGUGAGCUGCCACCCUAGAAUUACUACAGAAAGAUUCGCAGAAUAUGCGGACAGCCCCUUGGAAUGUAGAAGGGGAAAUGUCCCGCAGCAUUCCCAGGUCACUCCACCAGGAUCCCAGCGUUUAUCACCAUACGACUUGGACUCUGAAUUAGAGGAGGGUGAAAUUCAAGAGUUUCCAGAAUUUAGGAUCCGGAAAUUCGAAAAUGUUUCGAGAUCUGGUCAACAAAGUAAAAUUAAAAGGAGAAGAAUGGUUGUGCGAGGAAAGAAUACAUAA
Messenger RNA from Botrytis porri, 2097 nucleotides. RefSeq lists its product as uncharacterized. The coding region runs from base 1 to 2097 and encodes 698 amino acids. The record is from RefSeq and is a predicted model, not a curated record. NCBI's taxonomy places the organism in Eukaryota, Fungi, Ascomycota, Leotiomycetes, Helotiales, Sclerotiniaceae. Gene Ontology annotation, molecular function: TBP-class protein binding. The transcript is spliced from 3 exons.